Molecule: messenger RNA, 4183 nt
Organism: Myxocyprinus asiaticus (Chinese sucker)
Lineage: Eukaryota; Metazoa; Chordata; Actinopteri; Cypriniformes; Catostomidae
Product: sphingomyelin synthase-related protein 1-like
Exons: 7
Coding region: 197-1435 (412 amino acids)
Biological process (GO): ceramide biosynthetic process
Cellular component (GO): endoplasmic reticulum membrane; Golgi membrane
Molecular function (GO): sphingomyelin synthase activity; ceramide cholinephosphotransferase activity; protein binding
Source: RefSeq, a predicted model, not a curated record
UGUGACCUCAGCAGUAGCGUUUAAACACGCACUCAUACACUCAGUGUUGAAACACAAAGAGCUGUCAGCUCGAUCGCAAUGAUUUACCUCAAAUAUCCCGACACAGUGAGAUUUCCGAAGGUUUAUCGCGGUUUGGAGUGAAGAAUCUCAUGUUUACUUUCUUGUGAGAGAGAGAGAGAGAGAGAGAUUGAGAAAGAUGGCAGGUAACGGCGGGCAGCUCAGCGUGAGACACUGGACUCCGAAGCACGUGGGCCGCUGGCUGCGUGAGGAGGGUUUCUGUGAUUACGUGGACCUGCUGUGUAACAAACAUCGUCUGGACGGAACCAGUCUGCUGUCACUGACUGAGUACGACCUGCGUUCCCCUCCGCUGGAGCUCAAGGUGCUGGGAGACAUCAAACGGCUCAUGGUUUCUCUCAGGAAGCUCCAGAAGCAGAACGCUGAUGUUUUAGAGGAGCUCGGACUGUCCUACGAUGGACAUUCACCUCAGAACAGCACAGGUGGAGUGGAUUGGUUGUGUAAUGGCGAGUCUGUGCGUGAUUGUGACGGUGUACUGGACACUCUGAGUGGUGACCAGUAUCACCAGUACAACAAUGGCAAAUACAAGCAGCAGCCGCGGAGACUGGACCCUGAGUACUGGAAAACCAUCAUGAGCUCUGUCUACGUGGUCUUCGUCUUUGGCUUCACAUCAUUCGUCAUGGUGAUCGUACACGAGCGAGUGCCAGACAUGAGGACGUACCCACCACUACCCGACAUCUUCCUGGACAGUGUACCCAGAAUCCCGUGGGCUUUUGCGAUGGCGGAGGCGUGUGGCGUUAUCUUGUGCUCUAUUUGGCUGCUAGUGCUGCUGCUUCAUAAACACAGGUCAAUACUGUUGAGGCGUUUGUGUAGUCUCAUGGGGACGGUUUUCAUGCUGCGGUGCGUCACUAUGUUUGUGACGUCUCUUUCUGUACCUGGUCAACACCUGCAGUGCACAGGGAAGAUAUACGGUGAUAUGUGGGCGAAGCUUCAGCGUGCCGUGGCCAUAUGGAGCGGGUUUGGAAUGACCCUCACUGGAGUCCAUACAUGUGGAGAUUACAUGUUCAGUGGACACACUGUCGUUAUCACCAUGCUCAAUUUCUUCGUUACAGAAUACACGCCGCGCAGCUGGAAUUUCAUCCACACACUCUCGUGGGUUCUCAAUCUGUUCGGGAUCUUCUUCAUCCUGGCUGCUCACGAGCAUUACUCCAUCGACGUCUUCAUCGCGUUCUACAUCACCACCAGACUCUUCCUCUAUUACCACACGCUGGCCAACACACGCGCGUACCAACAGAGCCGCCGCGCGCGAAUCUGGUUCCCCAUGUUCUCCUUCUUUGAGUGUAACGUUAAUGGACCCGUUCCGAACGAGUACUGCUGGCCGUUCACGCGACCCACCAUACUUAAACGACUUAUUGGAUAACACUACUGCUGAUUCUGAACAGAUUCUUACAUUGCCAUGAUGGACGUCAAAGACUGCGUCUAACACACAGACAUUUCUGCCCACUUUCUCUAGUAGGCGUCGGUCUUCUAAAGGGAUUAGAAUAAAAUGUGCCCAUUAUUGUGGAUAUUUUUUUUUUUGGCUUGUUUUUCCACUGUGGAAACAGACUGAUAACCAAGACAUUUCAUUAGGGUUUUAAGACUUUAUUUUUUAGCUAGAAACAAAAACCACUACACUGGAACUGUGAAAGUCUUGCUUUUUUUUCCCAUAGAGCGGUCUUUUAAGGUGCUUGGCAGGGAAGCUUUUAGGCGUCUUUUAACCCUUCGCACGACACAGUUGGCAGUAUUAAUUUAUUUCUUCCAAAGACAUUUCAACUUAAGUAUUGUCAGCCUUCUUGAAGCAAUAUGAAAAGUCUUAAUGUUUCAAACGUUUUUUGUGAAACUAUUGUUUUAAUAGAAAUGAUGAUCUCUGCAUACGCAGGCUUUCCUCUCAUUGCCAUGAUUGUUAUGCGUCAGGCCUCUUAAUUGAUUUGUAUUGUGCAGGAUUUGUUUUGUCAGUGUUAAUAUCUGUGUGGAAUGACAAAAUGCUAAUACUGUGUUUAAGACUCAAAAUUGCCCCUACAUUUCCGGUUUUGGGUAAAUCUCAUGAGAACAUGUCCAGGUCACAUUUCACCCCAUAAUUAAAAAUUGCUUAAAAUUAUUUAUAAUAAAAAAAAUAAUAAUUUUAAGUACUUAAAAUUAAUUAUAUUUUUUCUGAAGAUAUUUUUGCACCAUAUUAUUAUUGUGACAUUAUUUUCAUGAAGAUUUAGCACAUUUUCUCUUGAACGUAAUGUAUUUAGGUGAGUUUUUGUUCUUAUUCUCAAUCGUGAUUCUCAUUUGAUUUUUAUUAUAUUUAUUAUUUAUUCUUAAAUAAUAUAUACAUUAUUCUACUACAGUAAUUUGUGACUGUAUUGCUGUAAAACAUAUUUAAAUUACUGUAGCAAAAAUGUAUGGCAAAGGUACUACAAAUACUUCCAAAUACUGUACAAUUUCAAUAUUAAACCGUUGUUUUUUCGCAUUUCAGUAAUGAGAAUGAGAUUUAUUUUGCAUUGUGUUAAUAAGAGUAAAAUGUUUGUAAAUUGUAAUGGUAAAAUGAGAGGAAUGGAGGUUAAAUGUGCUAAAUUGUCAUGAAAAUAUAGUCAAAAUACAACAAAAAAAAAAAGUCCUAAAAUUCAUUUUCAUAAAGCAAAAAGAAAAUACUUAAUUUCUUGUUUGUUGCUUUUGAUUUUGAGGUGAAAUAUGACGUUCUUUAAAGGUUUCGUGAGGUUCGCCCUAUUUCUCCUGUUUUGCCGUCGCUGUUUCUAUAUGUUUGUCUCAUUUUUAAUGAGUAUAUGUGAAAAGUCUUGCCAAAACUUUGAAUUGAUGAAAUGAAAAUAACUUUUUUAACUGCGUCAUUGCCAAUGAGCUUAGAUGCAUACGUGUCUUUGUACAAAUGUUAUUUUUCGUUGCCGUUAAAUAUUUGAUUUAUUUUCAGAUUUAACGUAUAUGAUGGUGAAGGGGGUCUUAGUUACUUUUUGAAAGUUUACGCACACAAAAAAAGUAUGUAACUGACUAAAAAAAAACAUGAAAGCAUAUACAGCAAUGUUUCCCUUUGCUCAUCUUAUGUUAUUGUCUUAACAGGUUUAUAUAUGGAGUAAAGUGAUGUUUAUAUCAGAAACGGGGCUAGUUUUAAGGUGGUUUUCAGUGUAUUUAUAGGUCUCUGUGUACUGAGAAAACAUAUUUUAUGAUUUUACAAAUUUUAAUUUCAUAACAAAAUUCCAUCACAUUGAAUUGAGUACAUAUUUUAAGUCUAAUUAAUUUAAUUGAGUUAAAAAAAUUACACUUGCUAAGACAUUGAAAUGUGUAACUUUUGAUUUCAUGGUUUUUAAUGGAGAUGUAGAGAGCCAUAAAGAAUUCAAAUACUAUUGGUCGUUUAAUUGUAUUAUAACGUGCAAAAAUGCUCAACUUUUCCUCUUGACAUUUCCAUCUUGUCUUUCAAUCACUCCAUAUGUAGCACAACACGCUCGAACAUCAACAGCAUUAUAAGUAACAUUAAUAUGACAGAUACAUGCUCAUCAUAGUCAGUGUUGGGUAAGUUACUCUAAAAAAGUAAUUAAUUACUAAUUACAUCUUACUGUACUAAUUACUCUGUCUGAAAAGUAAUGCAUUACUUAUUAAUAAUUAAACUCAUCAACCUUGACCAGAUGGAAAACACAAGGAUAGACAUGAAACCGUUCUUUUAAUUCUGUCAAAUAAAUCAUAUAAAAUCUAAUAAAUUAUUCAUGAACUGGACAAAGAAUUUAAAGGGGCGGCGUUCAAUUAGAAAAUAUAUAUUUUAACAUUAGACGUUGAAUUUCACUAUUGUUUUAUAUAGAAUUGUUCUAUAGUCUAUACAGUAUUUAACACAAUUACAUCAGAAGUAACUGUAAUUACUGGAAAAUUAAGAGUAAUCCCUUACUUUUUAAAUGAAAACGUAAUUACAGUAAUUCAUUACUUAGAAAUGUAUUUCACCCAACACUGAUCAUUAGUAGAUAAUUUCACAUGUUCAUUGUGCAGUGCUUGAACAUGCCAUUAAGCCACUUACGGACUUUAUAUAUUUUUUUCGAAGAUUUCGGUGGAAUAUUGUGUUGUAUUAGAUGCAGGAGAAUGUUUGAGUGUGCUUAGUGUAUAACACGAUGUGUCUGCCGUCAUCAAUAAAAUUUCAAAAUUAAUC